AUGUCCUCUCCCGUUGCCCUCGCUGACGUCCAGGCCGCCGCCGCCACCCCCGCCACCUCGGCCGCUCCCGCCGCUAACCACCUCAGCCUCGAGCAGCAGCAGCAGAUCGCCGCUGCCCAGGCCCAGGCUGCCCAGGCUGCCCACUUUGCUCCCGUCCCCGCCGCUGCCCCCACCGCCUCGGCCUCGCUCUACAUUGGCGAGCUCGACCCCUCCGUCAACGAGGCUAUGUUGUUCGAGAUGUUCAACUCGGUCGGACCCGUUGCCUCCAUCCGUGUCUGCCGUGAUGCCGUUACCCGUCGCUCGCUCGGCUACGCCUACGUUAACUUCCACAACGUCGCUGAUGGCGAGCGUGCAUUGGAGAACUUGAACUAUACCUUGAUCAAGAACCGUCCUUGCCGUAUCAUGUGGUCUCAGCGCGACCCCGCCCUCCGCAAGACCGGAACUGGCAACAUCUUCAUCAAGAACUUGGAUGCCUCCAUCGACAACAAGGCCCUUCACGACACCUUCUCCGCCUUCGGUAACAUCUUGUCCUGCAAGGUCGCCACCGAGGAAGGUCAGUCCAAGGGAUACGGUUUCGUUCACUACGAGACCCACGAGGCUGCUGAGAACGCCAUCAAGCACGUCAACGGAAUGUUGUUGAACGACAAGAAGGUCUUCGUCGGUCACCACAUUUCCAAGAAGGAGCGUCAGUCCAAGGUCGAGGAGAUGAAGGCCAAGUUCACCAACGUCUACAUCAAGAACUUGGAUCCCGAGGUUACCCAGGAGGAGGUUGAGGCUCUCUUCACCAAGUUCGGACCCGUCACUUCCUGCGUCGUCUCCACUGAUGAGAACGGCCGCUCCAAGGGAUUCGGUUUCAUCAACUUUGAGAACCACGAGGACGCCAAGCGCGCCGUCGAUGAGCUCCACGAUUUCGAGUACAAGGAGAAGAAGUUGUUCGUCACCCGCGCCCAGAAGAAGGGCGAGCGUGAGGAGGAGCUCAAGAAGCAGUACGAGCAGCAGAAGAUGGAGAAGCUCAGCAAGUACCAGGGUGUUAACCUCUACGUCAAGAACUUGGACGAUGAGAUCGAUGAUGAGAAGCUCCGCCAGGAGUUCUCUGUCUACGGUGUCAUUACCUCGGCCAAGGUUAUGCGCGACGAGAAGACGGCUGCUGAGGGUGAGGAUGCCAAGGGAGCAUCCAAGGGAUUCGGAUUCGUCUGCUUCUCUUCCCCUGAUGAGGCCACCAAGGCAGUCACUGAGAUGAACGGCCGCAUGCUCGGCUCCAAGCCCAUCUACGUUGCUCUUGCUCAGCGCAAGGAGGUCCGCAAGUCUCAGCUCGAGGCCCAGAUGGCUCAGCGUUCGCAGAUCCGCAUGCAGCAGAUGCCUGGCCAGAUGCCCGGUGGCAUGUACCCUCCCCAGAUGUUCUACCCCGGACCCGGUGGAUUCCCUCCCCAGGGUCGCGGUAUGGUCUACCCCGGCCAGGCCGGUAUGGUCCCCCGUCCCCGCUGGGUCAACCCCGGUCAGCCCCAGCAGAUGCACCCCGGUGCACCUAUGCCUGGCUACCCCAUGGGCCAGGGCUUCCCUCCCAUGGGCCAGGGCCGUCCCCGCGGCCAGGGUCCCCGCUCGCAGUCCCAGCGUGGCGGUGCAGCCGGUCAGCAGGGUCGUCCCCAGGGAGCUCCCCAGCAGGGCGCCACUGGUGCUCCCCGCGGUGCUCCUGGAGCCGGUCGUGGUGGUUACACCAAGUACACUGGCCAGGCUCGCGCUGCUAACGGUCCCUCUGCCGCUGCCGCUGCCACUCCCGCUUCUGAUGCCAACACGUUGACGGCCGCUGCUUUGGCUGCUGCUGACCCCGACCAGCAGAAGCAGAUGGUUGGUGAGCACCUGUACCCCAAGAUUGCAUCCCGCCAGCCCGACUAUGCCGGCAAGAUCACCGGCAUGUUGCUCGAGAUGGACAACGGCGAGUUGUUGCACCUCUUGGAGGACAACGAGGCUUUGGAUGCCAAGAUCGAGGAGGCCGUCUCUGUCCUCAAGGCUCACGAGGGUGAUGAGGCUAGCGCCUAA
This is a messenger RNA of Linnemannia hyalina, 2037 nucleotides long. The record is from the annotation of a GenBank genome assembly. Lineage: Eukaryota; Fungi; Mortierellomycota; Mortierellomycetes; Mortierellales; Mortierellaceae.